Cetraspora pellucida is the source of this 672-nucleotide messenger RNA. Lineage: Eukaryota; Fungi; Glomeromycota; Glomeromycetes; Diversisporales; Gigasporaceae. The record is from the annotation of a GenBank genome assembly.
AUGGCGAAUCAAACAUCUGCAACUUUUUUGCACAUUAUGGAUUCAAAAUUAAUUCAAAAAUAUCUUGAAGAUGGUUCAAAACUUGUAUAUGAAUUAUUUCGUGUUGCUAAAGAACAUGUGCCUUCCAUUGUAUUUAUUAAUAAAAUUGAUGCUAUUAAAACUAAACGAGAAAUUCAAAGAACUAUAUUAGAACUUUUGAAUCAGUUAGACGGGUUUGAUUCUAGAGGAGAUGCUAUAUCAGUUGUUGGUGUACUUCAAGAUGAUACUAAUCCAAUGGUUAGUAUUAUAAAACUUGAGAAAGCACCUACAGAAUUAUAUACAGAUAUUGGUGAUUUAGAACAACAAAUUCAAGGAAUCAAAAAAUCUAUAGAAUUAUUUCUAAUACCUUCAGAACAUUAUGAAAAAAUGGGGAUUAAACCUCUGAAAGGCUUAAAUGAAAAUGAAUUUCAAGCUUGGAAAGCAAUGUUAUACACAUGUGGAUGUACUGAUAUAACACCAUACCCCAAAUCUAAAUAUAAAAAUGAAUUUUGGAGUAAAUUAAAAGACCCAACUACUGAUAAAGCUAAUCUAAAAAUAUUAUAUAAACUUGGAUACUUACAACUUGAACCUGAAGAUUUAGAAGAUUCAAAGAAUUUAGAAAGUUUAGAGGAUUUAGAGGAAAGUAUUUUCUGA